Messenger RNA from Grammomys surdaster, 6513 nucleotides. It is a transcript of the gene Trpm6, whose product is annotated as transient receptor potential cation channel subfamily M member 6. The coding region runs from base 48 to 6131 and encodes 2027 amino acids. The record is from RefSeq and is a predicted model, not a curated record. Gene Ontology annotation, cellular component: apical plasma membrane. Gene Ontology annotation, biological process: protein tetramerization; monoatomic cation transmembrane transport; protein phosphorylation. Gene Ontology annotation, molecular function: ATP binding; protein serine/threonine kinase activity; monoatomic cation channel activity. The transcript has 39 exons. NCBI's taxonomy places the organism in Eukaryota, Metazoa, Chordata, Mammalia, Rodentia, Muridae.
CGGUCCGGGAGGAAUCCGCUGUCGCUUCAGCUCCCGUGGUGGUGAGAAUGCAGGUCAAGAAAUCCUGGAUUGAAGGAGUAUUCUACAAGAGAGAAUGCAACAAAUUCAUUCCCAGCUCAAAAGAGCCUCACAGAUGCACUUCAGACUGCCAAAUCUGCCAUAACUUAGUCAGGUGUUACUGUGGACGGCUGAUUCAAGAACACCAUGGGCUAGAUCAUGCCUGGAGCCUCUCAGCCACUGAGGGCAAUGGAAACGAGCAGUGGUCUGUGGAAAAGCACACAGUGAAAAGCCCUACAGAUACCUUUGGCACCAUUAAUUUCCAAGAUGGAGAACAUAUCUACCACUCCAAGUACAUUAGAACGUCUUGGGAUACAAACUCGGAACAUCUGUUGCACUUAAUGUUGAAGGAGUGGAAUAUGGAGCUGCCGAAGCUUGUGAUCUCUGUCCAUGGGGGUCUUCAGAACUUCAAGAUGUCCUCCAAGCUGAAAGAGACCUUCAGCCAGGGUCUGGUCAAAGCUGCGGAGACCACAGGGGCAUGGAUAAUCACAGAAGGCAUAAACUCAGGAGUGUCCAAACAUGUUGGGGAUGCCCUAAAAGCUCAUUCCUCUAUGUCUUUGAGGAAAAUCUGGACAGUUGGAAUCCCUCCUUGGGGUGUCAUUGAGAACCAGAGAGAGCUGGUUGGAAAAGAUGUGGUAUGUAUGUACCAGACGCUGAGUAACCCACUCAGCAAACUCACCACACUCAACUGUAUGCACUCCCACUUCAUCCUGUGUGACGAUGGCACUGUGGGCAAGUACGGAAAUGAAGAGAAGCUCAGGCGGAACCUGGAGAAGCACCUCUCAAUGCAGAAAAUACACACCUGCUCAAGACAAGGUGUGCCUGUGAUAGGGCUGGUGAUGGAAGGAGGCCCCAAUGUCAUCCUCUGGGUAUGGGAGACUGUCAAGAACAAGGAGCCUGUGGUGGUGUGCGAGGGAACGGGCAGAGCUGCUGAUCUCUUGGCCUUCACCUACAAGCAUUUGGAGGAUGGAGGGAUUCUACGCCCUCAGGUGAAAGAAGAGAUCUUCUGUUUGAUUCAGAACACGUUCAACUUUAGCCUUAGACAAUCUAAGCACCUUUUCCAAAUUCUAAUGGAGUGCAUGGUACACAAGGAUUCUAUUACCAUAUUUGAUGCUGAUUCUGAGGAGCACCAAGAUCUUGAUUUGGCCAUCCUUACGGCUUUACUGAAGGGUACAAACUUAUCAAUAUCAGAACAAUUAAAUCUGGCAAUGGCUUGGGAUAGAAUGGACAUUGCCAAGAAACAUAUCCUAAUUUAUGGACAACAUUGGAAGCCUGGCACUCUGGAACAAGCAAUGUUAGAUGCCUUAGUGAUGGAUCGAGUGGACUUUGUGAAACUCUUGAUAGAGAAUGGGGUGAACCUCCAUCGCUUCCUCACCAUCCCUCGGCUGGAAGAUCUCUAUAACACAAAACAAGGACCAACAAAUAAGUUUUUGCGUCAUCUUGUCCAAGAUGUAAAGCAGCAUACCCUUCUCUCAAGCUAUAGAAUCACGCUCAUCGACAUUGGGCUGGUAAUAGAGUACCUCAUUGGGGGAGCGUAUCGGAGCAGCUACACUAGGAAGAGUUUCAGAGUCCUCUACAACAGCCUCUACAGGAAACACAAGGGUGUGACCAGCUUUGCUCAGGGACUUUCCCAGCAACCUCUUUAUCAGAGACAUUCACUGGGAAAUAGAAAGGAAUCUUCUGAAAGCACACUGCAUUCUCAGUUCUUCAGGACGGCCCAGCCCUACAAAUCCAAGGACAAGCCUGAAGACUCUCAUAAAUCAAAGAAGAAGUCCAAGGAAAGACACAGCCUGUCAGAGGACCCUGGGAUUGCUGGCUUUAUCUACCCAUACAAUGACUUGCUGGUGUGGGCUGUCCUCAUGAAGAGGCAGAAGAUGGCCAUGUUUUUCUGGCAGCAUGGAGAGGAGGCCACAGUGAAGGCAGUCAUUGCUAGUAUCCUCUACAGAGCUAUGGCCCGGGAAGCCAAGGAGAGCAAUAUGGUGGAUGAUACUUCUGAAGAGUUGAAAAAUUACUCAGAGCAGUUUGGCCAGCUCGCCCUGGAUGUAUUAGAGAAAGCCUUCAAGCAGAACGAGCCGAUGGCCAUGAAGCUGUUGACCUACGAACUCAAGAACUGGAGCAAUUCCACCUGCUUGAAACUGGCAGUGUCUGGGGGCCUGCGCCCUUUUGUGUCGCAUUCUUGUACCCAAAUGCUGCUGACAGACAUGUGGAUGGGGCGUCUGAAAAUGAGGAAAAACUCCUGGCUGAAGAUAAUCAUCAGUAUCCUCUUACCACCCAUGAUUUUGACGUUGGAAUUUAAAAGCAAAGCGGAGAUGUCCCAUGUCCCACAGUCCCAGGAUUUCCAGUUUACAUGGAAUUACAGUGACCAGGGCCUGAGUAACACUAAAGAAAGUGUUUGUGCGAAAGACUGUGAUUUGGAAAGAGGCCCUGAUGAGAAACUGGAGGAAACUUUGCAUUUAGACUUAAGAAAUGUGCCGCAGAGCCUCCCCUGGACCAGGAAAGUCUACGAGUUCUACAGCGCUCCGUUUGUCAAGUUUUGGUUUUACACGAUGGCUUAUUUGGCAUUCCUCAUGCUGUUCACUUACACAGUGUUGGUGGAGAUGCAGCCCCAACCCAGCGUGCAAGAGUGGUUUGUCAUCAUCUACAUCUUCACCAAUGCUAUCGAGAAGGUCAGGGAGAUCUGCAUUUCAGAACCAAGCAAGUUUACCCAGAAGGUGAAGAUGUGGCUCAGCGAGUACUGGAACCUCAUGGAAACUGUGGCUAUCGGCCUGUUUGCCAUUGGCUUUGGCCUACGGUGGGGUCAUCAACCUUUGCAUACUGCAGGGAGGCUCAUCUACUGCAUAGACAUCAUAUUUUGGUUUUCUCGGCUCAUGGACUUCUUUGCUGUGAAUCAACAUGCAGGCCCAUAUGUGACCAUGAUAGCAAAAAUGGCAGCAAACAUGUUCUACAUUGUAAUCAUCAUGGCCAUUGUCCUGCUGAGCUUUGGUGUGGCACGCAAAGCCAUCCUCUCACCAAAGGAGCCUCCUUCGUGGCGCCUGGCUCGUGAUAUCGUAUUCGAGCCAUAUUGGAUGAUGUAUGGAGAAGUCUAUGCUUCAGAAAUAGAUGUUUGUUCAAAUGGGACUUCUUGCCCUCCGGGUUCUUUCCUGACUCCAUUCCUGCAAGCUGUCUACCUCUUUGUGCAAUACAUCAUCAUGGUGAACCUGCUGAUUGCCUGUUUCAACAACAUUUAUUUAGAUAUAAAAUCCAUCUCGAACAAGCUCUGGAAAUACAACCGCUAUCGCUAUAUCAUGACCUACCACCAGAAGCCCUGGCUGCCCCCACCGUUCAUCCUGCUGAAUCAUAUGUGCCUGCUCCUCCGAGGUCUGUGCUGUCGCCCAACACCACAGGACCAGGAAGAGGGUGAUGUAGGACUAAAACUCUACCUCACUAAGGAUGACUUGAAAAAGCUUCAUGAUUUUGAAGAACAGUGUGUGGAAAAAUAUUUCCAUGAGAAGACGGAAGGUCUGAAUUGUAGUUUUGAGGAACAAAUCAGAGCGACAUCAGAAAGGGUAUCAGAGAUGUUCUUCCAACUCAAAGAAAUGAAUGAAAAAGUAUCUUUUAUAAAGGACUCCCUACUAUCCCUGGACAGCCAAGUGGGACACCUACAGGACCUCUCGGCCCUAACUAUUGACACCUUAAAGGUCCUUUCUGCUGUUGACACCUUGCAAGAAGAUGAGAUUCUUCUAGCCAACAGAAAAGAUUCUACUUGCAGAAAACGACCCCAUAGUUGGACCAAUGUCAUCUGUGCCAAGAUUCUAAGUGAUACGGAAAGCUGUGGCAAGAAAUUUCAGUACUACAGCAUGCCCCCUUCUUUGCUGAGGAGCCUUGCUAGAAGCCAGCUUCCUCCAAGAGUGCAGAGGGGUGCCCUUGUAGAGGUUACACACAGUAAGAGAGAGGCCUCACAUGUAAGAGAAGACCAGGAAGAACGUGAAAUGGAACAGAGGACAGUCGAUUCUGGGGUUUCCCAUGUCAGGCAAGCACACUCUAAGUAUGGCCAGUUUCUUCUGGUCCCAUCUUCUGGAAAACAAGUUCCGUUGUCUUUGGAAAACUCCCCACGUCUUUUCAGAUCAUCUGAGGAGGCAGGCAUCGAUGGUCUGGCAUUGGAACACAUACACCACAGUGAUAUCACUAUCCACUUGCCUGGGCAGACUCCUGCUGCCUCUCAUCAGGCAUUGGUAGCCGAACACAAAGAUCAGCAUGAGGCAGUUACACAGAUGCCAGAGAAGCCUAACAAGGGAGAACAAGACUCACUGGCAUUCAGUGGCACGCCUACUCCCAUGACAAUGACUUCUCUUCCUUCGAGAGCUGUCAGCAUGCAAGAUGAAGGUGGAUAUGUGAACUGGGCAUUUUCAGAAAGUGAUGAAACAGGUGUGUUUAGCUUUAAAAAAAAGUGGAAAACUUGCUUGGCCUCCACUUGCAACAGUGACCCCAAUCCAGAUGGAGAUGGCUCACUGGAGACUGGAGGCAGGUCUGGACUGGAUAACACAAGAAAACUGGCCCAGAGUUGUGAGUGCCCAGCAGGAUCAUGGACCGAGACAAGAAGAUCCUUUUGGAUCAAUCCUCUCUGCAGAGAUAAAGCUCUCAUUAGAAGUCGUAGCUUUAGAUUCCACAAGGAGGAGAAACUGAGGAAGACCUGGAAGAACAACAGCCAUUCAAAAUCCUCAGAGACCGGGUCAACAUGGCUCAAAGCAAAACUGCUAACCAAGAACAGGAGCCUGUCAAAGAAAAAGAGGAAGACCCAGGGACUCCAGGUGCCAGUGAUAACAGUCAAUGCCUGCUAUCAAAGUGACCAAUUGAAUUCAGAGCCAGGAGAAACUAACGCCACUGAAGAGUUCAGCAAGAAUUGGCUCUCUGUGUCCAACUUCAGCCAGAUAGGUUUAGAACCUUAUAUAUACCAGAAAAUGAAAAUGAAGGAACUCGAACGACAUACCACACAAGCCAGUGACCACCUAAGGCAGCCACAAGAGGACCCAGAUAAAAACCCCUCAUGGAAUUCCACGAGCACUAGCCUCAGCAGGAGUUUUCUAACAAGAAGCUCAAAUGAAGUUGACAAGAUCUCAGCCUCCUUAAAAAGCCCUCAAGAGCCUCACCACCAUUAUUCAGCCAUUGAAAGGAAUAAUUUAAUGAGACUGUCUCAGACCAUACCAUUUACACCAAUCCAGCUGUUCACAGGAGAGGAAGUGACCAUCUACAAGCUUGAAGAAAGUUCCCCUCUCACCCUUGAUAAGAGCAUGUCCUCUUGGUCCCAGCAUGGCAGAGCUGCCAUGAUCCAGGUGCUGUCACAAGAGGAAAUGGAUGGGGGCCUCCGUAAAGCCAUGCGAGUUAUCAGCACCUGGUCUGAGGAUGAUGUUCUCAAGCCUGGGCAGGUUUUCAUUGUGAAGUCUUUUCUCCCAGAGGUUGUGCAGACAUGGUAUAAAAUCUUCCAGGAGAGCACGGUGCUUCAUCUUUGUCUUAGGGAAAUUCAACAGCAAAGAGCUGCCCAAAAACUCAUCUAUACCUUCAACCAAGUAAAACCACAAACCAUUCCCUAUACACCAAGGUUUCUCGAGGUUUCCUUGGUCUACUGCCAUUCGGCCAACCAAUGGUUAACCAUUGAGAAAUACAUGACAGGGGAGUUCCGGAAAUACAACAACAACAAUGGCGAUGAAAUUGCCCCCACCAAUACCCUGGAGGAACUGAUGUUGGCUUUUUCUCACUGGACCUAUGAAUAUACCCGGGGAGAACUGCUGGUUUUAGAUUUGCAAGGUGUUGGAGAAAAUUUGACAGAUCCGUCUGUUAUAAAACCAGAAGACAAACAAUCAAGAGGGAUGGUGUUUGGACCGGCCAAUUUAGGGGAAGAUGCAAUUAGAAGCUUCAUUGCAAAACAUCGCUGCAACUCCUGCUGUGGGAAGCUCAGGCUGCCCGAUUUAAAAAGAAAUGAUUACUCCCUUGCAAGGGCCCACUGCAAUUCAGGACUUUCGAAAACCAUUGAACCAGUUGAGGCGCUUCCAGAAAGAGACAGAGAUAGAAGUUCCCUGGAAGAUCACACACGCCUUUAAGAAGGAUGGUGAAGGAAGAUGAUGGUGGUCCCUUAGCUCCUUCUGCCAUAAAUUCUGUGGUGACAGACUGAGACUGACAUAGAUCAUGUCAGUCUCAGUCAUGAUGACUUUACAAUGUGCACCUACCUGGAAGUGCCCUCUGAGCCUUAUCUCCUACUGCUCAGAGGACACAGUGCAUAGUGCAGGGGGCCUCCUGGAUAUUGACUUCUGAGAAGAAUGUGUGGCAUACAUUCUCAUCUCCCGGUUCUGUAUGAAGAUGCUAGAUAAGUCAGUCGGGAAUACUUUCCUUUAUACCUCAUUGCUUCAGCUGGCCACUUGGAGUAGAAUGCUAUGUACUAAAGAACCAGGGAAUAAAUUAAUUUAUUUUCUCACUGCGUUUGAA